This is a messenger RNA of Armigeres subalbatus, 6017 nucleotides long. RefSeq lists its product as uncharacterized. The record is from RefSeq and is a predicted model, not a curated record. Gene Ontology annotation, cellular component: chromosome; nucleus. Gene Ontology annotation, biological process: regulation of transcription by RNA polymerase II. Lineage: Eukaryota; Metazoa; Arthropoda; Insecta; Diptera; Culicidae. The transcript has 21 exons. The coding region runs from base 143 to 5806 and encodes 1887 amino acids. Gene Ontology annotation, molecular function: chromatin insulator sequence binding; zinc ion binding.
GGCCUCGCAUUGACACAAAUAAAAUAAAAACAAACAACAGUGUGUUCAACUGCGAGUUGAAAAUGGUUGCAAUUUAUCAACAGGCCAUGUAGAAAAUAGUUUCCAUAGUUUAUUGUGAAUUAACUAAUUAAAAAUUUAAACAAUGUCGUGUACGAUCAAAACAGAAUUCAAUGGUUACAAAUGUGGCUUCGGAAUGUGUCGACUUUGCCUGAGUGAAGAGUCUUUAGAAGAUGUUUUCGAGCAAGAUGAACUUAAUCAAUGGAUAUCGAAUUUUCUCUCAAUUACGAUAUCUGUCGAAGACCACUUCAGUCAAACUAUCUGCUCUAUUUGUCGAAUGCGGUUGAUGGAAUUUAACCAGUUUCGAUUGCGAUGCCUGGAAGUGCAAGGAGUAUUACAAUCUAUGAUUAAACCAGAGAAUGUUACAUUUGGAAAAACAGAGGCGCAAACGGCGCUCCAAGAAGCUAAAUCAGAACCAUGUUCCAUGAAAAAUGGGUACACGAUACUUCACAAAGCAUCUGCCAAUAGUGACAACGACGAUAUGGAAGACAUAAUUGAGGCAGAAGCAAUAAAAAUUGAACCUCGUGAAGACGAUGAUCUUGUUGCGGAUAACAAUCCUGCAAGUGCAAUGGAGAAAAUUGAUCCAGACGAAAGGCAAACGGCUUGUGAUAUGAAACAUCAGUGUGAUGUAUGCCUUAAAAUGUUUUCAAAUAAAAAGAAACUUUCUUGCCACAGAAGGAUUCACAAAGCAAAAGAAUUUGUAUGUACAGUUUGCGAAAAGCCUUUUGCAUUACGCUGGAAACUCCAAACCCAUAUGAUCACGCAUGAGGCGAAAUUGACAACAGACGGGAAUAUCGCUCGACCAUACACGUGCGAUAUCUGUCAGAGAGGGUUCCGGAACAGAGAAUCGAUACGAGUGCACUACACAGAAGUGCACGGACCAAAAAACCACGAGUGCCACAUAUGUGGACUUAGAUUUCAAAAACGGAGCGCAAUGGCAAUUCAUAUGAAGCAUCACAUUGCUCGUAGUGAAACCAAAGAGGAGUAUCUUCUUGUAAAAGAGUUACGUCGAAAAAAAACUAGCGAGAUCUGUAAUAAUGGUAUUGAGGGCGAGCAACAAAUAGACGGAGAAUCGUCGAAACAUAUUCACCAUGAUGAGGUCGCAUCCACUCGAACGGGUGAAACGAAAAGGCUGGAAUGCGUAAAGUGUCACAAGAUGUGUCAAACUAUGAGAGGUCUAUGGCAUCACUUCAAACUUGCCCACCAGAGAAAAUUUAAUUGCUCCAUGUGCAAGGGAGCGUUCGCAACGAAGAAACUUCUGGACGCUCAUGUCUUGAAAAUUCAUAAGCCAAAAGAUGGCGAAUAUCAAUCACUGGAAUGUCUGCCGUGUAAUAAGAAUUUUUCAUCCAUAUCUCGGCUCAACCAACAUAUGCGCAUACACCAACCGAAGACGCUUAGUUGUAAAGUUUGCAAUCGAUUGUUUAGAAGAGAGAGCGCACUGGCAUUUCAUAUCAAGCAUCACAUUACUCGUGGUGAAACAAAAGAGGAGUAUCUUCUUUUAAACGAGUUACGUCGAAAUAAAACUGGCAAGAUCUGUGAUAAUGGUAUUGAGGACGAGCAACAAACAGAAGGCGAAUCGUCGAACCAUAUAUACAAUGAUGAGUUCGCAUCUACUGGAACGGAUGAGAAGAAAAGGCUGGAAUGCGUAAAGUGUCAUAAGAUUGACGAGAUUAAGACAAACAAUUCGAUGGAACCUAGACGUGAGGAUGAGGUUUCAGAAAUGCUUCAAGAAGUUGAAAAUGGACCUUACGACGAUACGGCUUCUCGAAAUGGGACACAUGGAAUUGAGACCAAUAGAAUUUCAAGUUUAUCAAUGACGAUUGAAUUUGCAACGCCGAGUAUAGUUAAGCAAGAACAAAGUCCAGAGCCAUCACCAGAUGUUAAAGAAACUGAUAUGGAAACUUCCAAACAAUCUGCAGAAGAUGAACAUCUAGUCGAUGAUAUGAUAACUAUUUAUGAAGUGAAAGUGGAAUCUGAUGAAGAUAAUAUUGGUGUUACAGAAUCAGGAAACAGUAAAGAUCAGGAAUCUAGUGUACCUGGAAAAGCUUGCACAAGCGGAAACACCAAUGAUGCAGGCAUCUACGAACUUGUAAAAUCGGAAAACGAAAUAUACACAAUUCAAUCUGUACAAGAUCAUCAGUGUGAAGUGUGUCUAGUUUUUCCGGACAGUAUGGAACACUCACGACAUAAAAGAUUGCACAAACCAAAAAAACAUGUGUGCAAAACUUGCGGAAUGUCUUUUGCAAUACGGUACAACUUACAGAGACACUUGCAAACGCACGUGCCGCUGAGCGAACGCCCCAAAGAACCCGUUGGCAUGUUCGAAUGCAAAUUGUGCUCAAAAACGUUUAAAUUCAAGCACCGAUUAAGGCAGCACCUCAGCCAAGUUCACAGACCGAAGACACUUGCGUGCCACAUAUGUGAUCUGAAGUUUUCACUACGGAGCGUUAUGUUGAGGCAUUUACGAUUGCAUACAGCUCAUGGUGAUACCAAAGAAGACUUUGCCCGAAGACAACGAAAGCAACAAAAAGGCACAUCCGGCAAUGAAGACGUCGAGGGAGAGUUCAGCAAAAAUCUAGUAGAAGUGUGCUGCGACCAGCGGAGUUUUUGGUGUCACUACGCUUUAACACAUCAGAAAUAUUUCAAGUGUUCAAUGUGUGACGCAGCAUUUGGAUCAAGCAGUGGAACUGGUACGUGUAUAGUGACGGAUGGUUCCGCCGUAAAAUCUGCCGGAGUAGGCGAAGGCACGCUGAACUGUAUCGAUGGUAACGGUGAAGUGAAUGAGGUAGUCAUGAGGGAAGUGCUGGACGCUCCGGGACUGGACAGUGGACUGAUUUCGGUCCGGAAACUUGCUCAGAAAGGACUGAGUGUGAACUUUGACAAAGCUAAGUGCGAAAUAAUUAGCCUCGGAAGAAGAGUGGAAGCCGUUGCUGAUCUCCGUGGAGGACUGUAUGCCUUGAGAGUUGCAGAAGAAAAGGAGCGGAAUUGGCGUACGGGCGUGCAAAUGCAAACUGCGGAUCAGGCUCAGUUUCACCAGCUGCUAAAUUCCCUGCUCUCGACCGACAACGAAGUGCGAACCCAAGCCGAGGAAACCUUUAACAGCCUACCAAGCGAAGGCAAAGUGACACACAAAUGCUACCGAAGAAGUUCGGAUGAUGGCAAACGUUCGUUGAGACGAUUAUUCUCCGCUGAGUUCCAGGACUUCUAUAACCCGCUGCCCCCGGAAUCGGAGAAACAGCUAAAGCAGCAGGUUCUGCUGACGCUGAAACAGAACGAAAGUCCCAGCCUGCGUCGAAAAAUCUCAAUUAAGGUAGAUCUGGCGGCGGUGGAAUCAUCUAAUAAUGAGAACACUCAUGCAAUUUGUCGACUAUGUAUGAGCGAAGAGUUACUUGAAGAUGUGUUCAAUGAGGAUAGUGUCCGUUCCUGGAUUUCAAAUUAUUUGUCGAUUGUGAUAUCCACCGAGGACCUCUUGAGCCAUGUAAUUUGUGCGAUAUGCCGAAUAAGGUUGGCUGAAUUUCAUCAUUUCCGGAUACAUUGCCAUGAAGUGCAGAGCGUAUUGGAAGCUAAGCUUCCUAAAGUGAUUGCUAAAGGUAGAGAAAUAAGUCAUCCACCUGUUAAGAACACUGAAACCCAAACAAUAGGAUACAAAACAAGCAGCGGACCUGUGCAGUGUAAAGUAUGUGGAAAACAUUUCAGCAAUAAAAAAAUAUACUGGAACCACAUCAGGAUCCACAGACCCAAGAAACAUUCGUGCACCAUUUGUGACAAAUCGUUUGCAUUACGAUCUGCCCUGAUACGCCAUAUGCAGUAUCACGAGAAGCAAAGGUUCAAGAAUCAAUGGCAAACCUGGAAGGUAAAAGGAAAUAUUACAUCGGAAUCGAAAAACGCCCACAGUAUUACACAACAUGAUUCAAAGUCAGAUAACAAGCUUCCAGUGAAAAUAGAAAGCCAAACGGAAUACACUGUGAAUGCAACAAACGAGGCCAACAAACACGGAUCCGACCCUCUUCAAUGUAAUAUAUGUCAGAAGAAAUUGUUGACUAAGCAGAGAUUUGUUUUUCACCUGAAACGCGUUCAUGGACCAAAAAUACAUGGAUGUGACAUCUGUAAUUUGAAAUUUAGUAUCAAAGGGGACCUAUAUAGCCAUUUUCGUUCAAAUUCACACUUAAGAAAAUUAACUGAAUUACCGAGUACUAAGAUUAAAGUGACAACACCUGAACUGAAAGUAAAAGAUGACACGAGCAACGGUGUAAGUUCUACAUGUGCACCAACACACGUUAAAGAAAUAGACAAUGAUUUUACUGGUGCUAACGAUAAAACUCAUAGCCAGAACGGAAACGAUGGCCAGUCAAUUGCCAUAAAAGUUGAAGAGUUGACGAUAGCUGAUGAAGCUGACGAGCCUGAACGAAGGGAGACUUCUGCCGCCACUAAACGGGACGAAGAAAGCAAUAGGAGGAGCCCGUUACAAAAGCACCCCUCACUGCAUAGUGAUAGUCUUCUUGAGUGUGAUAUAUGCCACAAGACCUACCUAUACAAGAAGGCACUCACGGCACACAGGAACACACAUGAACUAGAAGAGUAUACAUGUCAUAUUUGCGAGCAGAUGUUUUCUUCAAGAAUACAGUUAGAUAAGCAUCUUUUACUCCAUGGACUAGAGCAAGCUACUGUGAAAAUGUUUCAUUGCGGAAUAUGCCAAAAGAAUUUCAACAGCAGACUUAGAUUGUCAGAACACAAGAAACAACAACAUGACGCAAGGAAACACGUUUGCAACAAAUGCGGCAAAACAUUUGUAUAUCGCUACCAACUAGAUAAUCAUUUGCGAGUGCAUGAACGCUCAGCAAAAAUCCAGAAUGAAAAGGGUGCGACCAUAUUCAAAUGCGGUAUCUGCCAGAUAACACGCAAUAAUCGCCAUAAAAUGGCAGAGCACAUGAAGUCCAAGCAUCAAAUGAGGAAACAAGUUUGCUCCAUAUGUGGACAAAGAUUUGUUUAUCGACACCAAUUGGCUCGACAUUUGCUAUUACAUGAACGCAGACUGGAAACCCAGCAAAAUACGCAUGUUUGUGACAUUUGUCAAUGCGCCUUCAACCUUGAAAGUUUGUUGAAACGUCACAAAAAAGAUGUACAUGGAAUCAAGCCAUAUCAAUGUCAUAUUUGUGAUUCCCGAUUUUUAUGGCGAUCUCGUUUAUCUGUACAUCUGCUGACGCAUGACUCAAAGGAGUUCCAUCCACUACAACAAACGUUCGAUACAAAAUCCAAUCAAAAAGAGAAAGAUAAUGUACAAAUAACGUCCGGGACACCUAAGAAAUGCAAAAAAUGUCCAAAGAAGUUUCAAAGCAUAAUAUCAUUAUGGUUCCAUAAAAAACAUUCGCAUAAACCAAAGUACAAGUGUACAAUGUGUUACGGAGCUUUCACAUCAAGCACACUUUUGGAUAGGCAUAAGAGGACCAAACACAGACAGGCGGAGGGCUGCUCCUUACCAAUGGAAUGUGUUCCGUGCAACAAAGUUUUCACAACCACAAGUCAGCGCACAUCACACAUACUGAAACAUAUGCCAAGAAAACGUUCCUGCCAAAUUUGCAACAAACAAUUUUUGAGCGCCAAUCGUUUACUAAACCACGUGAAAAUGAUUCAUAAUGCUGAUAGCGGGAAUGACUCAGAAGACAAUCCCGAACCGGCUACUGUACAGAAUACUAACGUCGAAGUGAUAGUGAAAGAUGAGCCAGUCGAAAUUUGUGAUGAGCUCAGUUGAAAGCCAUUUCCAGUACGAUUCGAAUGUUCACACAAAUAUCACUUGAAACAGUGACAUUUAGGUUUAUUCAAAAGCUUAUUCAAGUUAGCAAAGCAGUAAACAAUGAACAUUCAAAUGAGUAUAAUCAUUGUCAUUUGAACUGAUUCUGUGAAGAACAUCUCAGUGAUGUUAAGUACAGCACCUGAAUAAAAAAAAACACUUGCAACGUUAA